Asparagus officinalis (garden asparagus) is the source of this 1986-nucleotide messenger RNA. Its product is annotated as probable glucuronosyltransferase Os03g0107900. The record is from RefSeq and is a predicted model, not a curated record. Gene Ontology annotation, molecular function: glycosyltransferase activity. Lineage: Eukaryota; Viridiplantae; Streptophyta; Magnoliopsida; Asparagales; Asparagaceae.
CCAAAAAAUCCAACCCACCUCAUAAAAUUCCCUACAAAAACAGAAAAAUCACAACCCAUCAAAAUCAAAAGAAAACCACACGGCACCAACGGCCCUCUUUCUUCCUCCUCUUGAAAGCCCCAUUUCACCGGAAACCCCCUCACCAUCUAUGGGUUUUCUUUUAAGCCCCCUCCCACCAUGAAGCUCAAGCUCAGACAACGCAUAACCCGAAUGAAGUCCUUCCGCAAAAAACCCCUUCAACAAUCUUCUCUCUGCAGAAAACACUACUGUCUCCUCCUCUGGCUCUCACUCUCUCUCUACCUAUUCUUCCCGCCUUCAUCCUUGCUCAGACCAACCCCAUCCCUUGAUAAAACCACUCUCUCUCUAAAGCCCGCUUUCAGAUCCUCAGCCCUCGUAGAGCGAAGCCCGAGGUCCAAGCUCCCCUCGGUCAGAGUCUACGUCUACGACCUCCCCUCGAGCUACAACAGGGACUGGCUCUCGGACCCCAGGUGCGGGUCCCACUUGUUCGCCGCUGAGGUGGCGAUCCACGAAGCCCUGCUUACUUCCGGGUUCAGGACGACGAGCCCAGACGAAGCUGAUUUCUUCUUUGUUCCCGUUUACGUCUCCUGCAACUUCUCUACCGUCAACGGGUUCCCUUCUUUGGCCCACGCUCGCCCUUUAAUCGCCUCUUCGAUUGCUGAAAUCAAAACCAAGUAUCCGUUUUGGAACCGGACCGACGGCCGAGACCACAUGUUUGUGGCCUCCCAUGAUUACGGCGCUUGCUUUCAUGCGAUGGAGGACGUGGCUAUCGCCGACGGAAUUCCUGAGUUUUUGCGGCGAUCGAUUCUGCUGCAGACGUUCGGGGUGACCUCGCCGCACGUGUGCCAGGAAGCGGAGCACGUGCUGAUACCGCCGUACAUACCGCCGGAGUUUCUCCGAUCUCCGCCGCCGGAGACGGCGAGGAGGGACAUUUUCGUCUUUUUCCGGGGGAAGAUGGAGGUUCAUCCCAAAAACAUCAGCGGACGUUUCUACAGCAAGAAGGUGAGGACGGAGAUCUGGAACCGAUACAGCAACGACCGGAGGUUUUAUCUGAGGCGGAAACGGUACGACGGGUACCGGUCGGAAAUAUCGCGAUCGGUGUUUUGCUUGUGCCCCCUCGGGUGGGCCCCAUGGAGCCCGCGACUGGUAGAGUCGGUCGCCCUCGGCUGCGUGCCGGUCAUCAUCGCCGACGGAAUCCGUUUUUGGCCGUCGAUUUCGUUAACGGUGCCGGAGAGGGACGUCGGGAGGCUGGCAGCAGUCCUUGAGCACGUGGCGCAGAGCAAUCUUACCGCGAUACAGCGGAAUCUGUGGGACCCCGCGGUUAGAAGGGCGCUGAUUUUUGGCCGUCGGAUUGAGGAGGGAGAUGCCACGUGGCAGGUGAUGAAGGCAUUGGAGGCGAAACUCGGUCGGAGUCGGAGGAACAAGGGAGCUAACCAAUUAGAUGCUGACACGCGGGAGGAGUGAAUAUCUGGGUGUCAGCCGUCAUUGUUGAGUGUUGUUGUCCACGUGGCAGCAUGUGAUUGGUGGAUAUUUAGGGUGGGAUGCAUUGUGUCUUGAACAGAGCGACGACAAACGGCAACGCGGUGUGGAUAGAUUUGAGGAUUUUAUGCAUUUUUUAAAUAAUUUUUUUAUAGGUAGAAACAAUAAUAAUACGAUGAAUAAACAAUAGAAGAAGGAGAAUUUAUACAGAGGCCCAACUUGAGUUUUGAAUUGCCACAAUGAUAAGGGUAAGUUCCAACAAACCCCCCCUUACAUUUGGGUGUUUCUCAGAGAGCUCCCUAACUUUUAAAAUGCCACGAACAUCCCCUAUGUUUUGGGUUUCUCAAAAACUCUCAUUGGACUUGUAGAAGCGUGAACCAAAACUUUCACUUUAUGUAAUUUUACUCACCCAUGCGACCAUUGCAGCUAUCGCCGUUAUCAUGGACUUUUGAAGAAUGUCAAAAGUUGAAGAGGUUUUUAUGAGAAUCU